Boleophthalmus pectinirostris (great blue-spotted mudskipper) is the source of this 1050-nucleotide messenger RNA. RefSeq names its product cystatin-A1-like. The annotation marks the transcript as partial. Gene Ontology annotation, molecular function: cysteine-type endopeptidase inhibitor activity. NCBI's taxonomy places the organism in Eukaryota, Metazoa, Chordata, Actinopteri, Gobiiformes, Gobiidae. The record is from RefSeq and is a predicted model, not a curated record. Gene Ontology annotation, cellular component: cytosol. The transcript is spliced from 3 exons.
GAAGGAUCCCCAACCUGCAGACGCAAGAGGUGCAGGACCAUCUGUGACUCUGUGAAGAGUGAAGUGGAGAAGCUCACAGGAGAGAAUUAUAAGAUUUUCAGAGCCUUAUCCUACAAGAAACAACUUGUAGCUGGAAUGAACUACUUCAUCGAGGUCUUCAUUGGGGGGGACAAAUAUCUGGAGGUGGAUGUGUUUGUGGGGCUGCCUCACAUCAGCACUGGACCAGUCGUCACCGGUGUAGGGAGAUCAAGAAAGAAAGAGUCUGAGCAUCUAAAUACUGCACCAACUUGAUUCUAUAUAAGUUUAUAAUCUGAUACCAAAUCAAUGAUGUCAUAUGUUUCAUAUAAACAGUUAUGGUGCACACUUCACUAAUCUCCUGUGGUUUUGUCUCAUUUGUUCUUAUCUACUUCUUGUAAUAAGUGUUACAUCAAUAUUCUUCAAUAUUCUAUGGUGAUGACACACCUGAUUGGUCUGUUAUUAAUGUUCAUAUCUUGAUUUAAAAGUCCUGUGUUACACUAAAUUAACUCUUGUGACCUUAAACCAUGUUAAAAUGUUACCUCCUGAUAAACAGAUGUGGACUUUUUGGAUUGUUUCAUUCACACAUGUUUGAGUGUCCAGCCUGUCUGCAUCCCCAAAGCUCAAAAUGCUCUGUUUCACCUUGUGAUGUCAUGAAGUGGUAGUUUUCAUGUUAUCAGCUCCUUUUACCUUUAGUUCAGUAGAGAUUGACAGUUCCAGGGCUGAAUGUAUCCAAAUGAUUCUAGUCAAGGUGUCUGGAGUUUAAAAACACAAUGGAGCACUUCCUGUAUUCCACAUGACAUCACAGGGUGGAACAGAGUGUUUUCUGUCACAGGUUCAGACAGAAGUGAGAAGAAGCAGUCCAGAAAAAAAAAAGGUCAAGGACAGACAACAGAAGGAGCUCCCCCUUACCCCUUAGCCCCUCCCCCUGAUCUAAUCAGUUCACUUCACUCUGGGUUUUUCAGGUUUAACACUGUACUCAUGAACAUAAAGCAAACUGUAAACCACCAUAAUAAAAAUACUGUAAUAACCUCC